AGCGCGCGGGGGUGUCCGUCCUCCGCAGUUUGCCGUUUGUUGUCUCAGACUCGGCAAGCGCUGGAGAGAGCGAGACCUAGUACGGGAGUGCCCACUGGAUUCCGUGCUUUCAACUAAUCAGACGUUUCUCUACCUGUCCUAUCUCCCAACCGCUGGCUGCAUCCCCGUUCGCCUCCUCACGAGUGUUUCCCCCGUGGAAAGCCGUUGCCAUUUUACCUAUGCGCCAGACUUUUCUUUUUGGUAUUUUAAAUCACUCCUAAUCCGAGCUGCAGUGAUAUUCUUUUCCUCCUUGUCUUUUAUAAUCCUCUUGCUGCCCCUUGUUUGGAAUUGCCUGACACCAGAAGGACCGUGGAUGAGCUGCUUUUGCACAAACCGGAGAUGGAAUUGCUGAUAAUAUGCCUUUCCUUUGGGAUAUUGCAAUGCUAUUCUGCAAGCGCGGACUCAAUCAUUCACAUCGGUGCCAUUUUCGAGGAGAACGCCGAAAGGGAUGUCGAAGUGUUUCAGCUGGCCGUGUCUGACCUCAGUCUCAACGAUGACAUUUUACAGAGCGAGAAAAUCACACACUCCAUCAAGUACAUUGAGCCCAACAACCCCUUCCAGGCGGUCCAAGAAGCCUGUGAGUUGAUGACCCAGGGGAUUCUGGCUCUGGUGACGUCCACAGGCUGUGCGUCAGCGAGCGCGCUGCAGUCCCUGACGGACGCCAUGCACAUCCCGCACCUGUACGUCCAGCGCGAGGACGAGGGUUCUCCGCGCACCGCCUGCCCGUUCAACCCCUCGCCCGACGGAGAGCGCUACACCCUCGCCGCCAGGCCCCCUGUGCGCCUCAACGACGUCAUGCUUACGCUUGUCACCGAGCUGCGCUGGCAGAAGUUCAUAAUCUUCUACGACAGCGACUACGACAUCCGCGGUCUGCAAGGUUUCCUGGACCAGACGUCGCGGCGCGGUCUGGACGUGUCUCUGCAGCGCGUGGACCGCAACAUCAGCGGCGUCUUCUCCAGCCUGUUCACCAGCAUGCGCACAGAGGAGCUCAACCGUUACCGGGACACCCUCCGACGCGCCAUCCUGCUGCUCAGCCCCCACGGAGCGCAGGUCUUCAUCCACCAGGCGGUGGAGACCAAUCUGGCAUCAAAGGACAGUCACUGGGUGUUUGUGAAUGAGGAGAUCAGUGAUGCCGAGAUCAUGGAGCUCAGUCACAGCUCCCUGGGCCGCAUGACGGUCAUUCGCCAGGUCUUCCCCCUGUGGAAGGACAGCAACGCCAACUGCAUGUGGAACAACCACCGCAUCUCCUCCCGUCUCUGCGACCCCCAGGAGGGCUACGUUCAGUCUCUGGAGGCCUCUAGUCUGUACCUGUAUGACAGUGUGCUGAUGCUAGCCAAUGCAUUCUACCGCAAGCUGGAGGACCGCAAGUGGCACAGCAUGGCCAGCCUGAACUGCAUCAAGAAGUCCACUAAGCCCUGGAACGGAGGAUGGUCCAUGCUGGAGACCAUUCAGAAGGGUCAGAUAGUCGGUCUGACGGGCACGAUGGACUUCAAGGACAACGGCUCCAAUUCGCAUGUCCAGUUUGAGAUUCUGGGCACCAGCUUCAGUGAGACGUUCGGAAAAGAUGUGAAAAGGCUGGCUACGUGGGACUCUGUCAGUGGCCUCAACGGCAGCUUGAAGGAAAGCCGCAUUGAAAAUGGCAUGCAAGGAGUGACCGUCAAAGUGGUGACCGUGCUGGAGGAUCCCUUUGUGAUGGUGGCGGAGAACAUUCUGGGGCAGCCAAAAAGAUACAAGGGCUUCUCGAUUGACGUCCUUGACGCCCUGGCUAAGAUCCUGGGCUUCAAGUAUGAAAUCUACCAAGUGUCUGAUGGCAAGUACGGGUCCCAGAUGCCCAAUGGAACCUGGAACGGCAUGAUUGGGGAACUUAUUAACAAGCGAGCGGACCUGGCGGUGUCGGCCAUCACCAUCACGCCCGAGCGGGAGAACGUGGUGGACUUCAGCAAGCGCUACAUGGACUACUCAGUGGGCAUCUUGCUGCGGAAGCCUGAGGAGAAGAUCAACAUAUUCUCGCUUUUCGCACCCUUUGACCUGGCCGUGUGGGCCUGCAUCGCGGCCGCCAUCCCUGUGGUCGGGGUGCUCAUCUUCCUGCUGGCCCGCGUCCAGUCCCUACGGAGCCAGAACCCGCCGCCACCCCCACACCAGCAGGUGUCCACGGUGUCCAGCUCCCUGCACAGCGCCAUCUGGGUGGUCUACGGGGCGUUCGUACAGCAAGGUGGUGACUCGGUGGUGGGCUCCGUGGCUCUGCGGAUUGUGAUGGGCAGCUGGUGGCUCUUCACACUCAUCGUCUGCUCCUCCUACACGGCCAACCUGGCCGCCUACCUCACCGUCUCACGCAUGGACAACAGCAUCCGCACUUUCCAGGACCUGGCGAGGCAGGUGGACCUGGCGUACGGUACAGUGCGAGACUCGGCCGUAUAUGACUACUUCAAAGCCAAAGGCACCAACCCGUUGGAACAGGACAGCACCUACGCCGAGCUGUGGAGGACCAUCAGCAAGAACGAUGGACAGGACUACUCCGUGUCCAGCCCCUCCGAGGGCAUCCGCAAGGCCAAGAAGGGGCCGUUUGCGUUCCUGUGGGACAAGGCGGUGGUGGAGUACGCCGCCCUGACGGACGACGACUGCAGCAUCACCGUCACGGGCAACAGCCUCAGCAGCAAGGGUUACGGCAUCGCCCUCCAGCACGGGAGCCCGUACCGAGAUCUCUUCUCCCAGAAGAUCCUGGAGCUGCAGGAGAAAGGAGACCUGGACGUGCUGAAGCAGAAGUGGUGGCCGCGGAUGGGCCGCUGCGAGCUGACCGGGCACGCGGGGGGGUCAUCUCCGGACGGACGCUCACUCAAGCUGCACAGCUUCGCCGGCGUCUUCUGCAUCCUGGCGGCCGGCCUCCUGCUGGCGUGCCUGGUGGCCGGCCUGGAGCUCUGGUGGAGCGGCGGCAGCGGCAGCCGGUGCCGGAGCGAGCAGCCCAAAGAGGUUACUAAGGAUUACAGACUGGCAAGGGUAUCUGGUCCAUUGACAUAUAAUGAUAUAACCACUACUUCGUCGGAAGGGGGCAAGGAGAUGUGGACAGACAAAGAAAAAGACUGGGAGGAAGCAGAAGCUAUUGACACAGGACAAGGAGGUGAACCUGGAGCAGGUGCACCGGCGUAUGAACAGUCUCUUGGACGAGGACAUGGCGCACAAGCAGCUGAGCGGCCCCUCUAUCGAGAUCUCUGCACUGGGCAUCAGCAGCACCUCCUGCUCAGCCAGCGGCGCCAUCGGGCCGAGCAGCAGCACCACCACCACGCGGCCAUCCAGCCAGCGAGACUACCCGGGCCCGCCGGGAGCCCUCUCUGUGACCACCUUCCUGGGCCCCGAGCAGGCUCAUGGGGUGCUGGGCCGGACGCUGGGGGUCCCGGGGCCUGGCAGCACUCUGCCCCUGCCCCUCAGCAGCAGCAGCAGCACCACUUCCACCCUCCCCUCCUCCAUCCAAUGCAAACACCGGGCGCCCAACGGGGGUCUGUUUCGGCAGAGUCCCGGCAAGACCCCCAUGCCCACGCCAAUGUCCUACCAGGCGAUGGCCGGAGGACACAUCCCCGGAGCCAAUGAGCCGACCCACAGCACGUCCAUCUGAGGACCGCGAAACGAAACCUCCCAAACCCCCCCCACCCCGACCCCUCUGUGUGUGCCCCAUCAUCUCACACACACACACACACACACACACACACACACACACACACGCUGUCAUUACCUGGUUUCUCCACCAGGGGGGUUUAGCCCACGUGUGUAUGUGAUGGAUUGUGUAGGUGAGCAAAGAUAGCAAGAACACAGAAAUACAGGAGUAAAUAUAUAUAUAUAUAUUUAUAUAUAUAUACAUCAAAAAACAUAUUAAGGGAAAGGUAUGGUAAAAAAAUACAUUUUUAUUCCAGAUGACAUUCAAAACGAGAAAUGUAGAGAGCUGAUUUUUCUUGUAUAUAUUUGUAAAUAUAGACCAGAGCUGCGUGCGUAAAGCGUAUUUUGAAUAUUCUCAAUUUUUGAAGUUCAGUUAAAAAAAAAAUGAAAAAGAGAUUAUAAAAAAGUGAUCUAAAAAAUGACUGUUUGAAUGGCUUUGUAAAUUUUGUUCUAUAUGAAGAAAGACGCAAAAUUCAUUGUGAUUGUUUUUUUAAGUGCCGAAACAGAAGAUGUCUCUCAACAGUUUAUCAUAAGAUUAUAUCACACUACUGGAGCAUAGAGCUUGAUUUCAUGACGUCACGCCUCUUUUAUAAACACUUGUUUUUGUUUGUUUUUUAAUGAUCAAAACAAUGGUGACUGUUCCUUUCCCGGACUGCUUUAGAACGCGUUGUUUGUGCGCUUAUUCUUCUGUGGCAGCAACGUUCCCAAGUGGACGAGCUUUAAGAAGAGCUCCAUAGUCUCUGACAGUCAUGGGGCUGUGUUCAGGUGCGCGUAAGCUGCACGGGACGCGAGGGUUGCGGCGUGUUGAAAUGUCUGUGGUGUUUUGUUUUGUCUUGUGAGACCAUCUAUGGAGGAGCACAAAUGACCAGGAGGAGACGUUUCCAUGGCACCCGUCAGAUUUGUGUCCCUGGACAUUUUCUUUUGUUGUUGUUUUUUUUUGGUUAUCAUGUCCUUUAAUUGUAUCAUUCGGGGUGGGAGUGCCCUCAAGCUGGCGGGUCUUAUUUUUUACAUCUCUUUUGAAACUAUAUGGUUAUUAAAAUGACAUAAACUCA
This is a messenger RNA of Alosa alosa (allis shad), 4736 nucleotides long. RefSeq names its product glutamate receptor, ionotropic, delta 1b (gene grid1b). Gene Ontology annotation, cellular component: plasma membrane; postsynaptic membrane. NCBI's taxonomy places the organism in Eukaryota, Metazoa, Chordata, Actinopteri, Clupeiformes, Clupeidae. Gene Ontology annotation, molecular function: transmitter-gated monoatomic ion channel activity involved in regulation of postsynaptic membrane potential; glutamate-gated receptor activity. The transcript has 17 exons. Gene Ontology annotation, biological process: modulation of chemical synaptic transmission; monoatomic ion transport; synaptic transmission, glutamatergic. Bases 379 to 3621 code for a protein of 1080 amino acids. The record is from RefSeq and is a predicted model, not a curated record.